AUGGACAAGAAUCACUCACGAGAAGCAGAGGAAGAGUUGAAUGCGGUUAGUUGAUACAUUUUGAAAAAAAUCUUGAAUUUUGAAUUUCUUUGCAGUUCCAAAAUCUUCCAUUCGAAAUGAAUGAGAUGAUUUUGAAAAAUUUGGAUCCAAUUUCAAUGCUCAAUUUUGGAAAAACUUCAACGUUUUGCGAUGGUUUGGCUGAAAACUUUGAGGAUCGAAUUUUUUCAAUCAUGUGGAAUGGUUUGACAGAAAAUGGUCAAGAUAUUUUGAAAUUCAAAGUUGAUGAUUCUCCGGAUAGUUGUUAUGUUUUGAACAUCGAAAAUGCAGAUGAAGAAGAAGAAAGCAUCUUGGCCUCAUCAAAUACUCUUCUAGUUUUGGAGAGGUUAGUUCUAUCUGAAAAUAUCAUUGAAAUAAUAAUUUUCUUCAGAUUUAAUAAAUCGACAAACACAACAAUUCAAUGUUGGCAACAGAAAAUCAAUGGAAAUUGUCUUGAUUCCAUUUAUCAACAUUUUUUCGAUUUAUUGAAGAGAAAUCGAAAUUCAAUCAAUAGUUUCUAUAUCAAAAUUGAUAUAUAUUGUGAAAAUGUAAUACGAACAAAGAUGCUAUCGAUUUUUCCGAGAAAUUUGAAGAAAAUCAGAGUAGAUGGGCGGUAUUCUCCAUAUAUUAGAAGAUUAUAUUCAAUCGAUGAUGUGAGAAUUAAAGGAACUUUAUUGAAUAUCGAAGAAUUGAAAAAAUUCAAAUCAUCAAAAAUCUCGAUUUCAAUUGAUUCAAUAUCUAACGAAGAUUUUAAUUCGUUCUUAAUUUUGUGGAGCGAAGGAAAACUGCAUGAGAAUUUGAAUAGAUUUGAAAUGAAGGACCAUGGUUAUGAAAUGUAUUCAUGUACUUAUAAUUUGAAUUCUUCAUUCCGCUUUGGAAGAAAGAAAAAAACACGAAGCGGGUAAGCUUGAAUGUGAAAUGAAUUUUAAUAAAAAAUAAUUUGAAUUCACAAUCAGAUUCUUCCAAACUUUUGAAAUUGCCAAAAAUGAGAAUACGAAUUAUCGAUUGAUUGGAAGAUUCAUUCGAAAUGAUCGUGGUUGUACUGGUGAUUUAAAAGUUAUAGUUGAAAAACGCUUUGAUUAA
Caenorhabditis angaria is the source of this 1119-nucleotide messenger RNA. The record is from the annotation of a GenBank genome assembly. Lineage: Eukaryota; Metazoa; Nematoda; Chromadorea; Rhabditida; Rhabditidae.